UCCCCCCCAGCAGCAUGGAGUUCAUGUUGGUUUCCUAUCUCCUUUUGGGCGCAGCGUGCGGGUUCGUUGAUAAGGAAUUCGAAAAGAAAUACCGCCGUGUCGACGCGACUACCUUCGUCAACCGUGAAACUGGGGAGGUAUACGAACCGGAGAGUGCAGGAUAUUACCAAGGCGAUAUGCGAUUCCCUGGUGAAGGCGAUGACAGUUCUAUGAAGCGCAACGUGCCAUUUGAUUUGAAAAUCUGGCCAGAUGGCAUAGUGCCGUAUUCCUUCGAUCCAUCCUUGAAAGAAGAAAAAUACUUAAACUUGGAUUGGUACAAGAAUAGUAUACUCAAGGCAAUAUCUAUCAUUGAGACGAAAACCUGCAUCAGAUAUGUUGAAUGGACUGAUCAGCCACAUAGGAUAAACUUUGUUAGGGAAAAAGGGUGCACCUCAUUUGUUGGCCAACAAACCGCGCCUUCCCAGAAUGUCGACAUCGGGCCAGGCUGCGGUCGAAUUGGCGUGGUCUUGCACGAACUUCUCCACGCCUUGGGCUUCAACCACGAGCACGAGAGGGCGGACAGGGAAGGAAUUGUGGCGGUCAACAUGAGCAAUGUAGAAGAUGAUAGAAAGAUGUGGUUUACCAUUCGCCCCAUGAAGUUGAUCGGAGAAUACGAUGUGGAUUCAAUCAUGCACUACGGUUCAUCGACUUUCAGCAAGGACUUUCGUUACAAGACCCUGAUCCAGUUGAAGGAUUUCGACAAGGGUUACAUCGGUCAGAGAGAUCAUCUAAGCGUGACUGAUAUAAAGGAGAUAAAUGACUUGUACGACUGUGGGGUUAUCACGACCACUCCAACUACGACCACACCAGCACCGGUUGGAGUUGUUGCAAGCUGUGAUUUCGACGACGGAAGUUUCUGUGACUUUAAAGGACUCGGCGGAUCGGCCUCACGUUGGGGUGUUACCAAAGAGGGCGGAGAUCACGCGGGUUCAGGCUCUUUCGCAACUUUCCAGGUUGCGAGUAAUGAAGUGAAGAGUUUCGAACGCAACUCGGCGCUCUUUGUCGCCAAACUCGAAUACGGCAAGACCUACUGUCUGACUUUUUGGUAUCGGGUGAGAGGUUCUGGGAGCAUCGAUGUCAAAAUCCGGAAUGUCAUGGUUGAGCGUAUGAACGUCAAACUCGGUGAAUGGACUCGGGGCCGACUGACCAUUGCUCCACCUGAAAAGUACGACGACGAAGCCCGGAUAAUGGCGCGUGUUGAUAAAAACCAACAUGGCAACGUUGACCUUGAUGACGUCGAGGUCAUGCAUGGAUCUUGCUGAUGUUAUUUAUCUUUCAGUAUUGUUUAUCUCCGAAUAAAACACAUGAUGAGUACUA
Molecule: messenger RNA, 1356 nt
Organism: Lineus longissimus
Lineage: Eukaryota; Metazoa; Nemertea; Pilidiophora; Heteronemertea; Lineidae
Product: meprin A subunit beta-like
Exons: 9
Coding region: 15-1301 (428 amino acids)
Biological process (GO): proteolysis
Cellular component (GO): membrane
Molecular function (GO): metalloendopeptidase activity; zinc ion binding
Source: RefSeq, a predicted model, not a curated record